CUGUACUAACUUAAAAUUCUUAGUAGUAUUAUAUUUUUUUUGUUUCGUGGAACGUGAUAAUAAACGUAAACGUGGUAAUCGAUUACUUCUGGGUUCGAUUACCUAGGUCUGUCCGCUGGCCAGGCCGGGAAGUCAAGCACAGAGCAGCAAUGUUGACGUGGUAACUGUUUACAGUCUUUUUUUUUUUACUGGGAAUCUCCAUUUUUUUGGCGAGGAAUUGUUUGCAACGAAAUCAUGCUGGACUUUGCCAUAUUCGCUGUCACGUUUGUCAUCAUUUUGGUGGGUGCUGUUCUUUAUUUGUACCCGUCAUCCAGAAGGGCAUCUGGCAUCCCAGGUCUUAACCCCACAGAUGAGAAGGAUGGAAACCUGCAAGAUAUCGUCAAUAAAGGCAGCUUCCACGAGUUUCUGGUCAGUCUGCAUCAGGAGUUUGGUUCUGUGGCCUCGUUCUGGUUCGGCGGCCGGCCCGUGGUCAGCCUGGGCUCCGUGGAGCAGCUGCGUCAGCACAUUAACCCCAACCGCACCACGGACUCCUUUGAGACGAUGCUGAAGUCGUUGCUCGGUUACCAGUCGGGAGUCGGGGCGGGCGCCAACGAAUCGGUGAUGAGGAAGAAGCAGUACGAGAGCGCCAUCAACAACGCCCUGAAGAACAACUUCCCGCUCAUGCUGAAGGUCGCGGAGGAGCUGGUGGGAAAGUGGACGUCGUUCCCGGAAGCCCAGCACAUCCCGCUGUGCGCCCACCUGCUCGGCCUCUCCCUGAAGACGGUCACCCGGCUGGCCCUGGGAGAACGCUUCCAGGACGACGCCCAGAUAAUUUCCUUCCGCAAGAAUCACGACGCGAUCUGGUCAGAAAUCGGGAAGGGCUACAUGGACGGCUCCAUGGAGAAGAGCUCCAGUAGAAAGGGACGUUACGAGAAGGCGUUGUCAGAGAUGGAGUCCAUGCUGCUGUCGGUGGCGAAGGAGAGGAAAGCCCAGAGCAGGCAGACGGCCUUCGUGGACGCUCUGCUUCAGUCCAGCCUCCUGGAGCAGCAGAUCAUGGAGGACUGCAUGGUUUUCAGCCUGGCCGGAUGUGUCAUCACUGCAAACUGUGAGCGAAUGUGCAUCUGGGCGCUCCACUUCCUGUCCACCUCAGAGGAAGUCCAGGACAAGUUGUACCAGGAGCUGGAGGAGGUCUUGGGUUCCGAUCCCAUCUCCCUGGACAAGAUUCCUCGGCUCAGGUACUGCCAGCAAGUCCUGAACGAGACGGUGAGGACCGCCAAGCUGACCCCGGUCGCUGCUCGGCUCCAGGAGGUGGAGGGCAAAGUCGAUCAGCACGUCAUCCCCAAAGAGGUUUGUAGCAGAUUAGAAAAUGGAUUUGAAAUACCGCCUAAGGAACGAGUCAAUAAUGGGAGGAAUCGAACAUAUGUCGCCAUCUUUCAGACGCUGGUGAUCUACGCCUUGGGAGUGGUCCUGCAAGAUUCCAACACCUGGAGCUGCCCGUAUAGGUUCGAUCCAGAUCGUUUUGAAGACGAAACGGCCAGGAAGAGCUUCUGUUUGCUGGGUUUCUCAGGGAAUCAGACGUGCCCAGAGCUGAGGUUCGCCUACACUGUGGCCACGGUGCUGCUCAGCUCGUUGGUGCGGAGGCUGAAGCUUCACCAGCCGGAGGGGCAGGUGGCAGAGGUCCGGUCCGAGCUGGUGUCCACACCCAAAGAGGAAGCCUGGGUCACCGUCAGUAGCAGGAAAUAGUCCGCAACGCCCAAGUGUCAACGACAGGGAGCGAGACAGUACCACCGAAGUAUUACGUCCAGGGAUUUCCAGCAUCACCGAGCUCUCGUUUCGCUUUAAAGAUUCCUUCUCUCUGAGUUUUUUUUGCCUUUCAGCAGAAUCACUACUCGUACGCGUCAAAUGUUGCACAUGCUGACUCCCCUUGCUCAAAGGAGGGAGGUUCUAAGUUCUACAGCUCCUCCCAGAUGAUUUUCCUUUGAUUUUUAGAUCAUCUGGUGUUGCCAGAGUCAAGAUGCAUUUGGACAUUUAAUUCCUCUUUUUUUGUUGUUUUUAAUUAAACUAAUUAAAGCAUCUUCUUUAAUAAAUGCUAUUUCAUAGAAAUGACAUUUUUGCCACUUUUCUUUCCUCC
Messenger RNA from Menidia menidia (Atlantic silverside), 2110 nucleotides. Lineage: Eukaryota; Metazoa; Chordata; Actinopteri; Atheriniformes; Atherinopsidae. The record is from the annotation of a GenBank genome assembly.